AUGAGAUACCUCACAAGAGAGGCGAGGCCCAAGAGGACAAUGUCAGCAAACUCAACCGGUUCAAACCGACGUCGACUUGGUCAUUUUGAAGAAAUGUUGGAUAUUCAAUCCAUGGAAAAAACUGGCACAGGGAAUAUAUGUGUGUCGAUAUCAAUAACAUCGAAACAAAGCUUGGUACACCAACAUGUUCACGAUGCUCUGCUACUGUUAUCCAAGCGACAGCCGAUGCUUCGGGCAGUGAUAGCAACAAUGACCAACGGAGAUAAAUAUUUCGAAAUCAAGGAAAUCAAUGAAGUGAUUACAAUGUUAGAUAUCACUACUUCUGAUGUAAAGGCUUUUGACUGGCAAAGUAUGUGGUUUGAAUAUACAGCAAAACAGAGUGGAAAUGGUCUGCUAUGGCGAGUCGUAAUAUUACAAGAAGAAUUCAUGCAAGAUACUAAAGAUUAUGCAAAUACAUUAAUGUUCAACUUCAACCAUGCCUGUAUUGACGGCGUGUCCUCUGUGAAGUUUUGCGAGCAAUUUCUUAAGUAUAUGAAUGGACUUGCAAACGGUACUACCACAGCUGACGAAGAAAUCGCAAGUCUAGAACUGCUGCCACAAGUACACGAGAUUGUCACACGGGGACGCAUUUGGCAUUCAUUGUUUAAUUUUAUUCUGGCUUAUUGUGGCCUACGACCGAUCAUGAAAUUUUGCUUGGAAAAAAUGUUCAAUCGUCUUAUACAAAAGAAGCCGUGUAAUCCGUACCACGUUCAGUUUCCACCGAACUCAGAGGUUUCUACGUCUGGCGUACCAUCACUACCACAACUGAGUGUAAAGGUUUUUACUGAGAAUGAAACAAAGGAUAUUAUAAAAGCCUGCAGAGCAAAUAAUUGCACAGUAACAGCUGCUAUUGCUGCUGCAGCACAUUUAGCCUUUUGUGAGCUUAUAGAGCCUGAUCAAUCUAAUCCUGAAGUGGAGUUAGAAUUGCCGUUUGCUAUCGAUGCUCAACGCCUCUGUAAUCCCAAACCGCACCAAGAAUACCUUGGACAGUUUGC
This is a messenger RNA of Paramuricea clavata, 1034 nucleotides long. NCBI's taxonomy places the organism in Eukaryota, Metazoa, Cnidaria, Anthozoa, Malacalcyonacea, Plexauridae. The record is from the annotation of a GenBank genome assembly.